Plasmodium fragile is the source of this 2619-nucleotide messenger RNA. RefSeq lists its product as uncharacterized. The coding region runs from base 1 to 2619 and encodes 872 amino acids. The transcript has 5 exons. Lineage: Eukaryota; Apicomplexa; Aconoidasida; Haemosporida; Plasmodiidae. The record is from RefSeq and is a predicted model, not a curated record.
AUGGCGGAAAAACGUUUUACCCAUCUACUGGUGGUGUGGCUUCAGAGGAGGGGAAUAUCUGAUCCAGAGGAUUUUGAUGACAAAAUAUGGAAGGAUAUGAAGCAGCGAGUGCAUGAAUUUAUUAAAUAUAUACGAGAAGAUUUUGACGAGGUGACGUACGCACAAUCAUGCGAGGACACUGGGUGGGAGAAUAAGAAAUUGAAGGGUCAAACACCGGCGGAUAGACUCCAAUGUAAACUUAUGGUCGCAACAUUGUACUUCAUGAACGAAUGGGGUGUUACAGGGGGGGGGGAACAAUGCGGGAGUACCAGUGAUAAGGAAUUAUGCAUUAUGAUGAAAUGCUUGAUAGGGAACAUCUUUAGAUACAUGUUACAGGAAGCCAAUUGUGGAAAAGAGAGAGGUAUAAAUUAUGCCCUAACAGCAGUGAAGGCCGCGGAAGAGGCUUUUGGAGGUAAUGUAAGUACGGAUACGUGUAAUUUGGGUGACUUAGAUGGACUAAUUGUGGGACGGAACGAGAUACGAUCGACAGUUAAGAAGUGGUUACAGGAGAAUACGCACAUGCAAAGGAAAAUGAUGGAAAUCAUGGGGAGUGGCCACUGCAAGCGCGGGAAAAGUACGGAACAGAUUACAGCACACGAUACGAACACGCGGAAUAGGGUAAACCAGAACACGGAGGAUCCACAGGUCAUAGGGAAUGUAUUGGGGGAAGGACUGCACGAUUUAAUAGACAAAGUAGGGGAAACAGUUCAGGAAAAAGUGCUUCAAAAGGAUCUCCAGAUAAAGCACACAGAAAACACGAAGAAGGUGGGCGCCAGGACCCCACAUUCCGAAUCUGCAGCCAGCCCAACUGACGACAGUGCAGACGAGGAGGAAGAAGACGACGAUGAGGACGACGAUGCGGAUGACGAUGAAGAGCAGGAUACGAAUGAGGAAGCCAAGAAGAAACACGAGGACGGCAAGAAGUCCACGGACGGCAGUACUAAGGACAAAAGUAGUGAGAACGCGCAACUACCGGCGGCGACAACACCAGCGACGCCGAAACCGGUAGCAGGAGGCACACCAGGACAGGGAACAGGAACAGGAGGAGACGUAGCAAGGAAGGACGAUGACGAACAACCUCCAGCAAGACCACCACCACCUCCUCCACCAAGGACACCAGACGGUGACGGGACAGGAUCAAAGGGAGAAAAAGGAGCAAAGGGGGAAACAGGACCAUCAGGACCGCCUGGAGAACAAGGUAAGAAAACAGUGGCCACAAAUGGAGAAGCCAAGGACCCGAUAGAACAAUGUGUGAAUGAACUUGAUCCUGAUAAAUUUGAGGCCUGUAUGGGGAUACAUAAGGAACCCAACAACAGCGACCCCGUGGGAGAUGCCGUCGUCCAUGGCGGCAACGAUGACCCCCCUCCUCUGAAUCCACCCAAACCCAAACCUAACCCGAACCCAAAUCAAUCGGGUAGUAGUGGCGGCACCAGCGGCGCAUCAGAUCAACCGGGUUCCUCUGGUACUGGCUCCACGGCGGCCGUACACCCUGGUUCCUCCGGUACUGGCGCCACGGGCCCUGCGAAUUCAGCUUCCUCAUCUAAGACCUUCACAAGUCUUGCUUGCCAAGCCUCUGGUACUUAUGACGGUAUGUCCUCAUGCGAUCUAAGAUUGUCCCUGAAUGCCUUCGACGGAGGACAGGCUCUGUCUGGGUCAUAUGGACUAUGGACAUCGAGCGAUGUAUUAGAUGGCCGACCGGCACAACCGGGUCAUUCAGGCGGUCCAUCUGAGGAUGGUGGCGGUCCACAUGGACCCGACCUAACGAACGACGUCCUUACCGCCACUACUCCCAUCCUGUUUUUUCUCACUUUCGUCACCGUCGCCCUUCUUGGUUAUUCCCUUUGGAAAUAUUUUGCCUACUUCGCCCAACGACGACGAACGUAUCGAGCAGUGCGUGACGUGCCGUCACCGCCACUCGACGAAGAAAUAUUGCAACAUCUACAACGCGGCGAGCCACCACCCGAUUACGGGUACACCGUGGUUAGGGAUAGGCAACCCGCGUCAAUACCUGGUACAAAACGCCCCCCACGCGUGCAUAAACGCACCAUCAUCGAGCUACACUUAGAAGUGCUCAACGAAUGUGACGCGACCGCAUGGGAAAACGUCAAAGACCACUAUUUGCAGAUACUUGUGGAGGAGUUUGCGCGCGACUUGCAGCAGGACGCAAAGGGGCACAGUAGUUUCCCGGAUGCUCCUACCACAAACCAGGAUUUAUUAGGAAACAAUGUUUCCUCCACCGUGGAUCCACCCACUGACACCGCUGUAACGGAUCCAUGUCCACCACAUGACCCCGAUCCAUGGAGUUGUAUGGAAGCCAUACAGUUAGCAACGGAACCUUGUCCACCUAAUGAAGAUGACCCCGAUCCAUGGAAGUGUAUGGAAACUAUACAGUUAGAUGCAGAACAAAUUCGUCCUUCUCGAAUUCCUGAGAAUGCUAAUUCGAGAAUAAUAUUCACGAUAAAGAAUGGUAUGUGGAUAAUUUUAUGUAAAAUAUUUGAAAUUCUAUAUGAUCUUUGUUUACUUAACAUAUUAUUCUCAAAGGAUCCCCUUCAGGGCAUAAUAUAUCCAUCACCGGAAUAG